Messenger RNA from Aspergillus alliaceus, 4134 nucleotides. RefSeq lists its product as uncharacterized. The coding region runs from base 587 to 3988 and encodes 1133 amino acids. NCBI's taxonomy places the organism in Eukaryota, Fungi, Ascomycota, Eurotiomycetes, Eurotiales, Aspergillaceae. The transcript is spliced from 7 exons. Gene Ontology annotation, cellular component: membrane; intracellular membrane-bounded organelle. The record is from RefSeq and is a predicted model, not a curated record. Gene Ontology annotation, molecular function: ATP hydrolysis activity; P-type calcium transporter activity; ATP binding. Gene Ontology annotation, biological process: calcium ion transmembrane transport; intracellular calcium ion homeostasis.
CGCGGGUAGCUCAUGGGCUGACCAUGCUCUAGUUCGCUGGAUAUCCAUGGGUUUAACACCUCAUUCUGGGCAGCAGUCAUCUCCCGUACUUGACUGAUUGGUCAGUGGCACGUUGGAUAUUAUUGACGUCAAUAUAUCAACUCCACCCUGAAGGGCAUGUCCCGAUCUGGUCACUGCUCUCCCUGCUGCUUUCUGUUAUGUAUCGCCUCAAGAGGCGAACAGCUAUUUGGACUGAUGAUUUGUAGCCGUUCAAAAUGCCCUUACACUUAUUCCAUAGCAAAACAACCCACCCCCGCCUCUCUGCACCUGAUCCAUGGCUUUCCUCAUAAUGAGCUUUUUGCCUUGCCAGAUUGCAUUCACGUUGACCAUGAUCCAAACUAGCUGGCUUGGCCCUGAGUAACCAACAUAGCUAUCUACCAUGGUCAAUCUCUUUUAACUUUCUUGGUGGUCUUGUCUGCUGCAAAACACAGCCACGCUCAACUCGAAUAAAGAUGUCUGUAUAGCACUUCGCAUGGGACCGCCUCCUUUUUUUUUUGCGGUAGUUCCAGGCAAGUACCAACAAGUACUUGUAUGAUGAAUAUUCACCAUGGCUACCUUGGAUGACACUGGACGUGACACUAAUCAACACAUAGUACCUACACGUAGCACUGAGAGCCAUUCCCCAGCCAGCCUUCGAUACGACGACGUCUCUCUCUCUGACGCUUUAACACCCGAUCCACAAUAUCAGCGUGACUUUGAAGUGGAUGACAACAAAUUUGCAUUCUCCCCUGGUCAACUGAAUAAGUUGCUGAAUCCCAAGUCGCUGGCCGCCUUCCAUGCCGUAGGAGGCCUGAGGGGUCUGGAGCACGGGCUUCAAACUGACCUUACCGCUGGUCUAUCUGUGGACGAGGGCAGGAUACCAGGCUAUGUAACAUUCAGCGAUGCAACAAACUGUGCCUUUUCGAAGCUUGACAGCCAACCGCGAUUGUUGGAUGCAGAUAGCCAGACGGCUAUUGUUCCAAGCUCCUCAUCUCAAUUCUACGACAGAAUCCGGGUCUUUGGUCGCAAUGAAUUGCCUGAACCCAGACGGAAGGGGUUUGUCAAGCUCCUGUGGGAUGCGUAUAACGACAAAAUUAUUAUCCUGCUAACCAUCGCAGCUGUUAUAUCACUGUCAUUGGGUAUAUAUGAGGCGGCCAGUGGGCAGUCUCAGGUAGAUUGGAUUGAAGGCGUGGCAGUUUGCGUCGCUAUUAUAAUAGUAGUGGCUGCCACGGCGGGCAAUGAUUGGCAAAAGGAGAGGCAGUUUACCAAACUUAACAGACGAAAAGUAGAUCGCGACGUUAGAGUGGUUCGCUCAGGGCGACCACUCAUGGUACAUAUCUCAGACAUCACGGUGGGCGAUGUGCUGCACAUUGAACCCGGAGAUUCCCCACCUGUCGAUGGUAUCAUGAUUUCAGGUCAUGGAAUUAAAUGCGAUGAAUCGUCGGCAACGGGUGAGUCUGACCAUAUGGAAAAGGUCUGCGGGCAUGAAGCCUGGAACAGCAUCAUGGAUGGCACGGCCACGAGGGAGCUGGACCCGUUUAUUAUUUCCGGAAGUAAGGUCCUCGAGGGUGUAGGAACCUACUUAGUGACCAGCGUUGGCUGCUAUUCGACCAAUGGAAGGAUCAUGGCAUCUCUACAGACAGAGAGCGAUCCAACGCCCCUGCAAGUCAAACUGGCUAGACUGGCAGGCUGGAUAGGGUUACUUGGAACAGGCGCUGCACUACUUUUGUUCUUUGUUCUUUUGAUCCGAUUCCUAGUGCAACUACCCGGUAAUGAAGGUUCACCGAGUGUAAAAGGCCAGGAGUUUAUGGAUAUACUAAUCGUCGCUGUUACGGUGAUUGUCGUAGCCAUACCCGAGGGACUGCCAUUGGCUGUAACUUUAGCCUUGGCUUUCGCUACGACUCGGAUGCUCAAGGAGAACAACCUUGUCCGAGUCCUGCGUGCUUGCGAAACGAUGGGCAAUGCAACCGUGAUAUGCUCCGAUAAAACAGGGACACUUACGCAGAACAGGAUGACAGUUGUUAUGGGAUCCUUUGGUGCGAACGAGCAGUUUGGCCACCAGAGAACUGAGGAUGGCAGCCAGUCGACUUCCCCUACGAUAUUGGAGACACUAGAGAGGUUCCCUGCUGCUUUCAGGAAUCUGCUGACUGACAGCCUUGCCUUGAACUCCACAGCCUUUGAGGAGGAGCAAGAAAAUGGGCGUGAGUUUGUCGGGAGCAAGACAGAAAUUGCUCUCCUGCAGCUUGCAAAGGAUUACUUGAAUAUGAUUGACCUCACCGAGGCACGAGCCAACGGUCAUAUUGAACAUAUAUUUCCCUUCGAUUCGAGCCGCAAGGCAAUGGGGGUUGUGUAUCGUGCAGGCCCGACUGGGUACCGGUUGCUUGUGAAAGGAGCGGCUGAGGUUAUGCUGAAUACAUCGACUAAAACGGUAAUUGCGGGAAAGUCUGUUGAAGAUCAGGUAGCAGUUGAGUCUAUUACUGAUGACACUCGCAAAACCAUCUUGGAUACUAUUGGCGCCUAUGCACGCAAAUCCCUACGAACCAUUGGUGCCAUCUACACUGAUCUCCCAGACUGGCCUGCUGAGGGGACUAGGGGCGGCGAGAAGGGGUUGCCGAACUUUGAGGAACUGCUCCGGGAUAUGACAUGGAUUGGGGCAUUUGGAAUUCACGACCCGCUAAGGCCCGAGGUUCCCGGGGCAAUUAGGACGUGUCAUUCAGCGGGAGUCCAAGUCAAAAUGGUCACAGGUGACAAUGUCAACACGGCUUCGGCCAUCGCUUCCUCCUGUGGUAUCUUGGACGAUGACGGCAUUGUCAUGGAAGGUCCUGAGUUCAGAAAGCUAAAGGAGGAGGAGAUGGAAGCCAUCAUUCCACGCCUACAGGUAUUAGCACGUUCAUCACCUGAUGACAAACGCAUCCUCGUCAAACAGCUGAAGCGUCUCGGGGAAACCGUUGCAGUAACAGGGGACGGGACGAACGAUGGACCUGCAUUGACGUCCGCGGACGUGGGUUUCUCUAUGGGUAUCAGCGGCACGGAGUUGGCGCGUGAGGCAAGUUCCAUCAUUCUUCUAGAUGACAACUUUAAGUCGAUUGUGACAGCCAUGGCUUGGGGUCGGGCUGUCAACGAUGCUGUCUCCAAGUUCUUACAGUUCCAAAUAACCGUCAACAUCACUGCCGUCUGCCUCACAGUAGUAACAGCCAUCUACAGCAACAAAAAUGAAAGUGUUCUGAAGGCCGUCCAGUUACUCUGGGUAAACCUAAUCAUGGACACAUUCGCUGCUUUAGCACUAGCAACCGACGCCCCAACGGAGAAGAUCUUACAAAGACCACCUGUCCCACGAAAUGCCCCUUUAUUCACCGUAACAAUGUGGAAGAUGAUAAUCGGACAGUCCAUCUACAAGCUAGCCGUCUGUUUCACCCUCUACUUCGCGGGUGACCGCAUCUUGGGCUACGACACCCGGAUCCAUCAGAAGGAGGUAGAGCUCGACACCAUUAUUUUCAACACCUUUGUCUGGAUGCAGAUAUUCAACGAACUCAACAACCGUCGUCUCGACAACAAAUUCAAUAUCUUUGAGGGCGUGCACCGAAACUACUGGUUCAUGGGGAUUAACCUCCUGAUGGUCGGGGGCCAGAUACUUAUUAUUUUUGUUGGCGGUGCUGCAUUCAGUGUCACACCGUUAGAUGGUGUUCAGUGGGCGAUCUGUAUAGGAUGCUCUAUUUUUUGUAUUCCUUGGGCUGCUGUGCUGAAGCUUAUCCCGGACCGCCAUUUUGCGGCUGUGCUGGAUAUCAAGGUCAAGAUGAUCCGCUUUCUUUCCUAUCCAUUCAGGAAAGCAUGCCACUUUAUGGCACAUGGCUUCCGUGCGCUGGGGAAAGCAUGCAUUGGAAAAUGGUGGGGUCUUGAAGCCAUAUUACUACGCACUGUGAAGAAGAGCAUGUCUGAUGGGGAUGAAGAAAAGGGUGGCAGUACAAGCUAAGCCAGGCAAGGGUAUCUGCAGUCUUUCAUUAUAUGACUCUGUUCUCUCUCCUCUUCCACUUUUCUUUUCAUUUCUUUCUUCCCUCGACUCUCCCUGUCCCUGCUUAGAAAUGUUAGGGUAUGUAUGAAAGACAGACGCAUAGAUGG